UCAAAUACAUUCAACGCAGAUCAGAGUGGCUUCCAGCUAGAAAUGCAUUCCGGAAGAACUUUAGCAAUCGAAGGAGAAAAGCAAGUACAAUGUCUUGUACAAUCAGUCUCAUCUACGACCCACAGUUAUACGAUUCAGCCGACUAUAUCAGCUGACGGCAAACUGCUAUCUCCUCUAUUUUUGGUUUUAAAAGAACCAACCGGCAAGAUUGGUCCAAUAGUGGAGAAAACGCUUUUCAGACCAGAUAAUGUGUACAUAGAAGUAUCCAAGUCUGGGAAGCUUACUUCAGAUCAUUUCAAAAUUUGGUUGCAGCAUGUGUUUUUCCCGAAAAUUGGUUCAAAAUCUUUAUUACUGAUUGAUUCUUGGACUGGACACUGUCCCCAAGCUGUACUUGAUGUUGGACUUCAAAUAGAGAUGUCAAAUAUAAAAGGCCGUGCGGAGCAGCAACGGCAGCUCAUUCUUAAAUCAGCUCUCGCUUCGAAUACAGAGGUAGUGACUCUGGAAAUCAAGCUCUAG
This is a messenger RNA of Venturia canescens, 516 nucleotides long. RefSeq lists its product as uncharacterized. Lineage: Eukaryota; Metazoa; Arthropoda; Insecta; Hymenoptera; Ichneumonidae. The transcript is spliced from 3 exons. Gene Ontology annotation, molecular function: nucleic acid binding. Bases 43 to 516 code for a protein of 157 amino acids. The record is from RefSeq and is a predicted model, not a curated record.